Messenger RNA from Lagopus leucura (white-tailed ptarmigan), 988 nucleotides. Its product is annotated as cell wall protein SED1-like. The transcript is spliced from 2 exons. The record is from RefSeq and is a predicted model, not a curated record. The annotation marks the transcript as partial. Lineage: Eukaryota; Metazoa; Chordata; Aves; Galliformes; Phasianidae.
AUGGGUGUCACCACCGCUGUUGCCACCAAUGGCACCACUGUUGUCACCACCAACGUCACCACCAAUGGCACCAUGGGUGUCACCACAGAUGUCACCACUGAUAUCACCACAGCUGUCCCCACAGAUGUCACCACCAAUGGCACCACAGAUGUCACCACGGGUGUCACCACUGUUGUCACCAUCAAUGGCACCACGGGUGUCACCACCACCAUCACCACCAAUGGCACCACAGAUGUCACCACUGAUGUCCCCACGGGUGUCACCACCAAUGGCACCAUGGAUGUCACCACUGAUGUCACCACAGCUGUCACCACUGUUGUCACCACCAAUGGCACCACGGAUGCCACCACCGAUGUCACCACCGUUGUCCCCACCGCCACGAGGAGGACGUCUGUCACCACCCGGAGCACCAGAAGGACCGGAGGCACCGCCGUCCCCACAACCACGGAUGUCACCACCAAUGGCGCCACAGAUGGCACCACGGAUGUCACCACGGGUGUCACCACUGUUGUCACCACCAAUGGCACCACGGGUGUCACCAUGGGUGUCACCACCGCUGUUGCCACCAAUGGCACCACUGUUGUCACCACCAACGUCACCACCAAUGGCACCAUGGGUGUCACCACAGAUGUCACCACUGAUAUCACCACAGCUGUCCCCACAGAUGUCACCACCAAUGGCACCACAGAUGUCACCACGGGUGUCACCACUGUUGUCACCAUCAAUGGCACCACGGGUGUCACCACCACCAUCACCACCAAUGGCACCACAGAUGUCACCACUGAUGUCCCCACGGGUGUCACCACCAAUGGCACCAUGGAUGUCACCACUGAUGUCACCACAGCUGUCACCACUGUUGUCACCACCAAUGGCACCACGGAUGCCACCACCGAUGUCACCACCGUUGUCCCCACCGCCACGAGGAGGACGUCUGUCACCACCCGGAGCACCAGAAGGACCGGAGGCACCGCCGUCCCCACAACCACGG